UUUGUGUACUUUUUUCGGCUUAUGGUCACCGAAGAAUGAGCAAUAACCUAUAUUGAAUGCAAAACCUGAGUGAGGUGGAAGCCGCAGUUACCAUGACGGAACGUGUAGUUUACGAAUCGCUGCCCCAGAUCCCGGUGGUCACCUCGGUGAUCUGCUGCUUGGCGCUAGCCAUUCUCUACGUGGGAAGCCUCUACAUUUGGAGCACAAAACACAACCGGGAUCAUCCAACUACGAUAAAAAGAAGAUUUGUCAGUGUCUCCAUGGUGAUGGUUGUGGCACCAUUAUUUGUUUAUUACUUCUCAUCACCAGAACUUCUUAGCCGGGAGUCAUUUCCCAAGUUAUUGGGAUUCCGAUUGGAAGGAUUAUGGCAGGCUGUGGUGAUACCUUAUAGUCUGACAGUGCUACUCUUCAUUGGACCCAUCUUUGUCAACAUGCAAAAUGAGUCAAUUCGCUCCUAUUUCGAUCUGGACUACUGGCGAGGAUCUUUUAGCAGCAUAAUCUGGGUGCGCAACCAUGUGAUGGCCCCUGUAAGCGAGGAGUUUGUCUUCCGAGCCUGCAUGAUGCCCCUGAUCCUGCAGAGUUUCUCCCCAUUGGUCGCCGUUUUUAUAACUCCACUUUUCUUUGGAGUUGCCCAUCUGCAUCAUAUAGCCGAGCGAUUAAGUUUGGGAGUUGAGCUGAGCACUGCCUUGUUAAUAGGACUGUUUCAGUUCAUCUACACCACAUUGUUUGGAUUCUAUUCCGCCUUUUUAUUUGCCCGAACGGGUCACGUUGUGGCACCAAUUUUGGUUCACGCAUUUUGCAAUCACAUGGGUCUUCCAGAUUUGCAGGAUUUGUGGCAACAGGAUCUUUGGCGCCGAAUUGUGGCUAUUGUCCUUUACAUAGCUGGAUUUGUUGGAUGGAUUUUCCUGCUGCCUCUGGCUACUGUUCCUUCGAUGUACGAAAACACGCUCUACUGGAAUGUUUAGUCUAAGUAAGGGAGUUCAUCAACCGCUGCCAUAAAGAAAAUUAAAAUAUACAGAAAUAUUCUUGUAGGUAUCAUGGCCAGAGCUGAAAUUCAUAUCGGAACAAGCUGAUAGUAUGCACAAUAUAACCGUAGUAAGAACUAUAAAAACGAAAUGCAUUUGUA
Molecule: messenger RNA, 1126 nt
Organism: Drosophila eugracilis
Lineage: Eukaryota; Metazoa; Arthropoda; Insecta; Diptera; Drosophilidae
Gene: Sras
Product: CAAX prenyl protease 2
Exons: 2
Coding region: 57-965 (302 amino acids)
Biological process (GO): CAAX-box protein processing
Cellular component (GO): endoplasmic reticulum membrane
Molecular function (GO): metalloendopeptidase activity
Source: RefSeq, a predicted model, not a curated record